CAGAGCAGAGGGAGCGCAGGACUAGCUGUCAGCUGGACGGGUUCUGUGUCUGCUGAGCUGGAGACCGGCUCUUAGUGUUGACUGCCCCGUCAGUGAAGCAAAAGCGGAUUGAUCACACUAACCAUCAUGUGGGCUGCACGCCCACAGAAAGGGCAGGCUCGUCCUGCUCUGGGGGCUAACUGCUAAGCAUGCUGGGUAAAGCGCCACCAACUACCAGUGAACUCAACCUGGUGAAGUCUGAGAUGUCAGACGCCACAGUCGCCCCGGACGCACACGACGGCAUCACGAUGGCCGACCUUGUGGAGAGCCUGGAUACCAGAGAGCUGGACAUGGGGGAGGCGGAGGAGAACGACUAUGAUGGAAGCAACUUAGGAGACUGUCGUAUCCCAUUUUCAGCGGUGUAUGCCACAGUGGGCUUUAAGGAGACCAACGCUAAGGUCUACCUUCCCACUGUUCCCAUUACUGCACGGAUACUGGAGGUGGAGAGAUUCACCACCGCACAGGACCGCUUCAACCUGUCGCACCAAAGGAGUGUCAACAAGUCUCUGCCGGCAGUGUUUAAGAUUGAGCUGAAGCACGGUGAGUUUACCUGGAUGGUUAAGAGGAAGGAGAAGCAUUUCAUGGAGCUGCACAGAGAGCUGAGGACGUACAAGACCUUCAUGAGGAUACCACUGCCGUCACGCAGCCACACAGUGAGGAGAAGGACAGUGAGGAAGAGCGAGGUGAGGGAGAUGCCCUCCCUGCCGAGGGGAAUGGUGGACGACCUGGUGCGCGAAGAGCAGGUCUCCAGCAGGAGGAAACAAUUAGAAGACUAUUUGAACAAGCUGCUGAGGAUGGCCAUGUACCGCAAAUAUCACCAUACGAUGGAGUUCAUCGACAUCAGCCAGCUGUCUUUCAUUCAUGACUUGGGACCUAAAGGACUAGAAGGGAUGAUCUAUAAGCGCUCAGGAGGACAUCGUAUCCCCGGCAUGAACUGCUGUGGUCACAGCCAGGCCUGCUACCGCUGGUCUAAACGCUGGCUGGUGGUGAAGGACUCGUGCCUGUUGUACAUGAAGCCAGACUCAGGGGCCAUCUCCUUUGUCCUCCUGUUGGAUAAAGAGUUCAGCAUCAAGAUGGACUCCAAAGACACAGAGACCAAACACGGAGUCCGGAUCGACAGCCUCUCCAGGACCCUGGUGUUUAAGUGCAGCAGCUACAGACACGCUCGCUGGUGGGGUCAGAGCAUCGAGAGCUUCGUGAGGAAUCAUGGGAAGGCUUUCCUCCGAGAUCACCGCUGCGGGUCGUUUGCACAGGAGCAGGAAAACAUCCCUGCCAAAUGGUAUGUGAAUGGAAAGACGUACAUGGAGGACGUGGCUGAUGCUUUGGAGGAGGCUAAGGAGGAAAUCUUCAUCACUGACUGGUGGCUGAGUCCAGAGAUCUUCCUGAAGAGACCUGUAGUGGAGGGAAACAGGUGGAGGCUAGACUGCACCCUGAAGCGCAAAGCACAACAGGGAGUGCGUAUCUUUGUGAUGUUGUACAAGGAGGUGGAGCUGGCCCUGGGCAUCAACUCGGGCUACAGCAAGAGGACCCUCUCACACCUGCACCCCAACAUCAAGGUGAUGCGUCAUCCCGACCACGUCUCCUCAUCCGUCUAUCUGUGGGCGCAUCACGAGAAGAUCGUUGUCAUCGACCAAUCAGUGGCCUUCGUGGGCGGGAUAGACCUGGCAUACGGUCGCUGGGACGACCGAGAGCACCGGCUGACAGAUGUUGGCAGCGUGACGCGCUCUGUUGCCCUUGAGCAGGCUGGCUCCACAAACACUCCGUCCAGUAAAGGCGUGAACUCCGUCGAUGGCGUCUCCAAGAGCAACGGAGGAGGGACGCCGCCCAGCGAUCCGGUGGACUUGCCCAAGCUGAAGGGGAUCGGACGCAGCCGGAAGGCUCGCUUCAGUCUGUACAGACACCUGCACAAACACACUCUGCAGCACGCAGACAGUGUCAGCAGCGUAGACAGCGCAGGGAGUGGUUCAGUGCAAAGCCUCAAGACAGGUGUUGGAGAGUUACAGGGAAACACUCGCUUCUGGCAUGGAAAAGACUACUGCAACUUUGUCUACAAGGACUGGAUCCAGUUGGAGAAACCAUUUGAUGACUUCAUCGACAGGUACACCACUCCCAGAAUGCCUUGGCAUGACAUUGCCUCAGUGGUUCAUGGCAGAGCUGCUCGGGAUGUGGCCAGGCACUUUAUCCAGCGCUGGAACUUCACUAAGAUCAUGAAGCCAAAGUAUCGCUCUCUGUCUUAUCCAUUCCUGCUGCCCAAGUCUCACUGCAGUGCCAACGACCUCAGAUACCAAGUUCCUGACUGUGUCAAUGCCAAAGUGCAGGUGUUGCGGUCGGCAGCAGAUUGGUCUGCGGGUAUAAAGUACCACGAGGAGUCCAUCCACAAUGCCUACAUCCAGGUCAUCGCGAAGAGCAAACACUACAUCUACAUAGAGAACCAGUUCUUCAUCAGUUGUGCCGACAACAAGAUGGUCUACAACAAGAUCGGAGACGCCAUCAUUGAAAGGAUCCUCAGAGCUUACAAGGAGGGUAAGAAGUACCGUGUUUACGUGGUCACCCCGCUGCUUCCUGGCUUUGAGGGGGACAUCACCACCGGAGGAGGAAAUGCCCUUCAGGCUGUCAUGCACUUCAACUACAGAACCAUGAUCAGAGGGGAGUACUCCAUCAUCUCCCAGCUGAAAAAUGAGAUGGACGACCAUUGGAUGAACUACAUCUCCUUCGCCGGCCUGCGGACUCACGCUGAGCUGGAGGGACGUCUGGUCACGGAGCUCAUCUACGUGCACAGCAAGAUGCUCAUCGCUGACGACAACACAGUCAUCAUCGGUUCUGCUAACAUCAACGACAGAAGCAUGCUGGGUAAACGCGACAGCGAGGUGGCGGUGAUUGUCGAGGACUCCGAAAAGGUGGCUUCGGUGAUGGACGGACAGGAGUACGAAGCUGGACCCUACGCCCUCCAGCUCCGCCUCGAAUGCUUCCGGACCAUCCUCGGAGGUCACUCUGACACCAGUAUUGACGUGUCUGACCCCAUCAGUGAACGCUUCUAUAAGGAGGUGUGGAUGACCACAGCUGGCCGCAACGCCACCAUCUAUGAGAAGGUAUUUCGUUGCCUUCCUUCGUCCCUGGUGAGGAACAUGUCCGAGCUGGAGCAGUACCAGACCAAACCGGGUCUGGCACAGACCGACAACACCCGCGCACAGGAGGAGCUGCGCAAAAUCCGAGGCUUCCUGGUCCAGUUUCCUCUGGACUUCCUGUCUGAGCAGAACCUCAUGCCGUCUGUUGGAACGAAGGAGGCCAUGGUUCCAACUGAAAUCUGGACAUAAAGGAUGUGCCACCACUGCCAGCCACUUACACAUGGGAAUGUUUUUCUUGAGAGAAGUAUCUGGAUUGUGCUUGUCAUCAAAUGUGUAAUAUUGGAUUAUAAAGAGAUCGCCUUUUAAUCCAGAGACGAGAGUCUCCUCUGGAUUGAUGUGACUUCUGGGCAUUGACAAAUCUCUCGAAUCCGAUUCUCCUGAAAAAAACCCCCCAAUAAACUGUAGUUCCAGUUAAUUUGGGGUUGGCAUUAACACUUUUGGGAUGUAUGAAGAACAUGAUAUCGCACUUGAGGACAGUAUUUAUGACUGCAUUCAACCUGUGGAGAUGAGAAACAGGCACAUGAACUUUUGGGUUUUGGGAAUCAACUCAACUACGCACACUUUGACUUUUGGACUGUCGGAAAAACCCACAAGACAGCAAGGAUUUCAGAGGGAACCAGGGAACUGUCUAGAAGAGUUAAAAAGCUACUCUCGUUAUUGUAGAUGCCUCUUAAGGAUCUUUACUGUAAAACAAAUCCAAAACAUGCGAUCGGUCUUUGCUGAGACAAUUUCACAGAUUCAACAGUGGUGCAUGAUUUUACUUACUGUGCUAUAAUGCAUGCACCAAUCACAUCUCUGAUAAAACCCUCUGAGAUAUUCUAUUUGCUGUCAAAGGUGUUUUGUAAAAGAUGAUUAUAAGUCUGAACUUUAUUGUGGAAAUCAAAGAGAACUGUGUUGAGCAGAUCCAGGUACAGAAGUCAAUUUAACGUGGUUACAUCCAACUAUUUUCAGAGUGGUGAGUAGAAACUGAUUAAAGCUGAGGGUGUUUGAUCAAAGGCCACAGUGUAAAAUGGUUAUGCCAGUGGUAAAUAUCAGAAGCUGGAUGAGACAAUCGGCGCACAUAUUCAAAGAAGUAAUUUCCUCUUUGCUCAGCAGAUGGUGCUAGUUCCUUAAAGCUACAGUUAGUGUACAGCAGUCCGAUAUGAGUCUAUUUUUCUUAGUUUUGUGGCGACAGCUUUCUUUUAAAUGCAGAAAAAACUGUCUUUGAAACAAUUUAAACAAAGAAAAAUGAAAUCAACGUUUUCCAUAUAGCAUGCAAUCCGUGUCAGAGGCAAAGCUGUCAUGUGAAGAUACAGUUUGAAAUUGCUUGUUACGUUUCCAGUUUACUGGCGGUUCCAGCGAUUUUCUUGAUGAAGCUUUUUACUUUUUACUUUUUUUGUAAUGUAACACAGCCAGUAUCUGUCAGGGGGAAACUAUGUUUUUCUAAGGAUUCUUAUGGUGUGUGACUCACAGUGUGGGGCAAUUCAUGUAAUUUGUAGAUGUGAAUGUAUGGACUCUUUGUUCCCUGAUUUGUUUUGAUUUUAUAAUAUUUGUUACUUGUCAUUUGUCAAUCAGUUUUUUUUUUUCUCCAAGAGAGCCAGGACAGGCAGCAGCAUCACCAGAUACAUGUGAAGUUAAAGAACCACUCCUUUUUGCUGUGCUCAGUCAUUGUCAUAAAAAUGUCACGGCAAAUGAUUAUUGAUUCUCAUGGAGGACAUGAAACGUUUAAAGACUUACCUUGGAGCUGCUGGAAGGAGGGUUCAUGGCAGAGAUCCUUUGUAUUCCAACGAAAGAGACACAAAGCCCUGUAAUUAUGUUUCGAUGACUAUACCUCCCACGCCCAACAUAGAAAUCACUGGGAUUUAUUUGACAGAAGCAGACUGACUGCAUUGAAUGGGAACCAAUAAUAAUAAUAAAAGUGUUGUUAUAUUUUCUUAAUGGGACCAGAAAAUGUCUGAAUGUUAACUGAAGUGAUAAUGUCUGAAAACAUCACAGCCUUUGUUUCUAUAAAAGACAAACACUUUUGUACACUUGCUGUAUUAUCUAUGGAAUAUAAAUCAUUUAACAUUAUUUUAAAAAAAGUCUUUUUUUAUGUACAGCAUGGUUGUAUGGAUGGUUGUGGAUUUGUAACUAAACCUAAAUGUUUAUUAAUCAUAACCAUCAUUCAGCAGUCCUUUCCAUCAACUAUCUGUAACCCUGUUGCCUCAAUUCAGUUGAUUUCGCUUCCACUAUUUAUGUACAAUACCUUUUUUUUUUUGUAAAGUUUGUCAUUUCUCUCUGUUCACUUAACACAGUGUAACUCAUAAUUUAAAUGGCUAACAAAUAAAAUUUACC
Molecule: messenger RNA, 5477 nt
Organism: Anoplopoma fimbria (sablefish)
Lineage: Eukaryota; Metazoa; Chordata; Actinopteri; Perciformes; Anoplopomatidae
Gene: pld1a
Product: phospholipase D1a
Exons: 26
Coding region: 189-3353 (1054 amino acids)
Biological process (GO): phosphatidic acid biosynthetic process; regulation of microvillus assembly; cell motility
Molecular function (GO): phosphatidylinositol binding; D-type glycerophospholipase activity
Source: RefSeq, a predicted model, not a curated record